This is a messenger RNA of Rhincodon typus (whale shark), 405 nucleotides long. Its product is annotated as transmembrane protease serine 3-like. The transcript is spliced from 2 exons. Gene Ontology annotation, biological process: proteolysis. NCBI's taxonomy places the organism in Eukaryota, Metazoa, Chordata, Chondrichthyes, Orectolobiformes, Rhincodontidae. Gene Ontology annotation, molecular function: serine-type endopeptidase activity. The record is from RefSeq and is a predicted model, not a curated record. The annotation marks the transcript as partial.
CCCUACUCGUGGGUGGUGGUAACAGGCCUGCAGCAACGCUCCGACUUCAGCAGCCACAGCCAUGUGAUGGUGGUGUCGAAGAUCAUCCGGCACCCGGCCUUCGACAGGGAGACGCUGCACAACGACAUAGCGCUGCUCAGACUGUACCGCAGCAUCGUCUACACCGCCUACAUUCAACCCAUCUGCCUGCCCAGGGACACGGGCACCGUGCCCGAGCUCAACCCCUGCUACAUCAGCGGCUGGGGGGCGAUGGAGACCAACGGCCCGUCCUCAGACACCCUGCAGGAGGCUGAGGUGAAUCUGAUAUCCAACGAGGUGUGUAACCAGGAAGACUGGUACGAUGGUAUUAUCACCUACUACAUGCAAUGUGCUGGCUAUGAGGGUGGUCUUAUCGAUGGCUGCCAG